AUGAGGUGCAUCAACUGCGGAAUAGGCGUACAAAGGCUGCAGAGGCGUCUUAUAUCCUCGCUUUCUGCACACCAUCAAACAAAACUUUCACGUUGGUUAACCAUAGCUCAAACCCAGUUUCCUCUGGGGACAUUCAUUUGUCAACCACGCUUCUUAUUAUUGAAUACUGAGGCUGGUGAACAUGAGAGACUACUGGGGCAUAACAUGGCUUGCCUUGGUUGUGGAAAAUCGGUUCGAAAAAUAAGACACCAUAAUGUCAGUAUGGACUCUCCAUUGCUAGCUGGCCUAAUAUCACAAAAUACUAUUAAUGUGACCUCAAGAAGCAACUAUGUUUGUCAUGUGUGCUGUAUGCGGGCAAAUAGACAGACAGUGCAGGACUUAUCACGAAACUUGCAGGAAUUGGGUUCGGACAACAAUGCAGCAGCCCCUUAUAUUCAAGUGGUUAGCCCACCAGAGCCACCACCAUUACCACCUGUUUUAAGCAGGCCGCUUCAAAUGGAAAGUACUACCAUAUUAUUACCCAAUUAUACAGAAUAUAUAUUACAGAAACGUACAUUCCAUACACAGACAUAAUAAAAUACACUUUAUAAUAAAAAUAUGAAAGUGAAUUAUUACGUAGUUUUAUUUUAUUUGUUCUCCUUAAUAAAUAAAUCAUUAUUCUUUAUACAUAUUGUUUUGUUUUAUUUUAUAAAUAAAUAAAUAAAUAAUUAAAACGCCAUGGUUUUUAAAAGCAAAAUCUUAUUUCGUGCGCUUACGGCCAGUAAUCUGACUAAAGGUUUAGUGAAACUAUUUUCGUCUUGUUUGUUAUAAUUACGAGUUCUUCAUGUGUUUCAUUUAUUGCAAUUUAAUUUAAUAAUAUUCACGAAUGUAAACACCAAAAAUCAUUGAUGUACAUUGAAUUCAAUAACUAUGCAAACGCCCAUACAAAAGUUGGCCAUGUCCUUUAAACUAAUUAAAAAGCUAUUUGUAAUUAGUUCAUGACAUAGUUCUGUCGUUUCCAGUGUAUUGUUUAACAUGAACUGUCGUUUAUU
Molecule: messenger RNA, 1031 nt
Organism: Spodoptera exigua (beet armyworm)
Lineage: Eukaryota; Metazoa; Arthropoda; Insecta; Lepidoptera; Noctuidae
Source: the annotation of a GenBank genome assembly